This is a messenger RNA of Acinonyx jubatus (cheetah), 17804 nucleotides long. RefSeq names its product androgen receptor (gene AR). Gene Ontology annotation, molecular function: steroid binding; sequence-specific DNA binding; nuclear receptor activity. Gene Ontology annotation, cellular component: nucleus. The record is from RefSeq and is a predicted model, not a curated record. Gene Ontology annotation, biological process: regulation of DNA-templated transcription; androgen receptor signaling pathway; male gonad development. NCBI's taxonomy places the organism in Eukaryota, Metazoa, Chordata, Mammalia, Carnivora, Felidae.
GGGGAGGGGAAAAAAGAAAGGGGAGGGGAGGGAGAAAGGAGGUGGGAAGGCAAGGAGGCCGGCCCGGUGGGGGCGGAACCCGACUAGCAAACUGUUGCAUUUGCUCUCCACCUCCCAGCGCCCCUUCCGAGAUCCGAGGGAGCCAGCGUGCCCGGAGAGCUGGAGGGUCCCGAGCUAGCCGGGAGGCAGAAGAGGCAGAAGAGGAAAGAGACCGAGCUAGCAGCUCCAGUGUGGGACAGGAGCUGAAGGGACAUACCGCGUCAACCCCAGCUGGGCUCCGGCGACCGCCAAGGCUUUUUGCAGCGCGGCGGCUAACGCCGCCGCCUCAGACCUGCCCUUUACUCUUCGGUGAAGUUUUUAAAAGCAGCUAGAGACUCGGAGGAAGCAAGGAAAGUGCCGGGUAGGACUGACAGUUGCCUUUGUCCUCCACCACUCCACCCCGCCCCACCCCCUCCUGGGUCUCCUCUCCUGUUGCCGCUUGGCCCGCUCCUCUCUUCCCGUCCCCCUAACCCCCCCCCCCCACCUCCAGUUGGCCCUGCGUGGCCAGCCCGAAUUUGCAGAGAGGUAACUCCCUUUGGCUUCGAGCAGGCAAGCUAGCUGCACGUUACAAAGACGGCUCUGGGGAGCCAGGCGACUGGUGAACCGCUUCAGCAAAGCACUGCAGCUGGGACCUGGCUAGUUAGGCUGUACACGGGGCGGGCCUCCAGGUUCCCUUCAUUCCCUUUCCAGCUCCUUCUGCACGCAGCAGCCACCCCCACCCCCUCCAGUUUGCAGGGCCUGAGACCAAACAAUGAAAGGGCAGUCAGGGCUUCAGUAGACCAUUAAAAAGAAAAAGAAAAAUCCCAAACAAAACAAACCUCCAAACCCAAAAUAAAACAAAAAGAAAAUAACCCGGUUCUUAAUUGCACCUGCUUCAGUGGAUACUGAAUUUGGAAGGCAGAGGGUUUUCCUUGUUUUUGUUUUUGUUUUGUUUCCUUCAAGAGUUGGGCAUCUUUUGAAUCUACCGUCCCAAGAUUUCAGUAACAGACUGUGAGACUAGCAGGGCAGAUCGUGUACAACGCGUGUUUUCCUGUGCAGGAGAUUUUGAGGCUGUCAGAGUGCUUUUGCGUGGUUAUUCCUGCAAGUUUCCUUCCCAAGAGCUUCCCGCAGGUGGGCAGCUAACUGCAGCGACUACCGCAUCGCAGCUUGUUGAACUUCUCAGCUGGACAAGGGGAAACAGGAUAAAGGAAUUAGGUGGAAGAGUCAGGCAAGCUCAAGGAUGGAGGUGCAGUUAGGGUUAGGGAGGGUCUACCCCAGGCCACCGUCCAAAACCUAUCGAGGAGCUUUCCAGAACCUAUUCCAGAGCGUGCGCGAAGUGAUCCAGAACCCGGGCCCCAGGCACCCUGAGGCCACGAGCGCCGCACCUCCUGGCGCCCGUUUGCAACAGCAGCAGCAACAACAGCAGCAGGAGCAGACCAGUCCUCAGCAGCAGCAGCAGCAGCAGCAGUCUGAGGAUGGCUCUCCCCAAGCCCAGAGCAGAGGCCCUACAGGCUACCUGGCCCUGGACGAGGAACAGCAGCCUUCACAACCGCAGUCUGCCCCCAAGGGUCAUCUGGAGAGAGGCUGCGUUCCAGACCCUGGAGCUGCUUCAGCCACCGGCAAGGGGCUGCAGCGGCAGCAACCAGCACCACCGGACGAGGAUGACUCAGCUGCCCCAUCCACGUUGUCCCUGCUGGGCCCCAGUUUCCCGUGCUUAAGUAGCUGUUCCGCCGAUCUUAAAGACAUCCUGAGCGAGGCCGGCACCAUGCAACUCCUUCAGCAGCAGCAGCAGCAGCAGCAGCAGCAGCAGCAGCAGCAGCAGCAGCAGCAGCAGGAGGUGGUAUCCGAAGGCGGCAGCAGCGGGAGAACAAGGGAGGCCACUGGUGCUCCCACCUCCUCCAAGGACAGUUACCUAGGGGGCAGUUCAACCAUCUCGGACAGCGCCAAGGAGUUGUGUAAGGCAGUGUCAGUGUCAAUGGGCUUGGGUGUGGAGGCACUGGAACAUCUGAGUCCUGGGGAGCAGCUUCGGGGGGAUUGCAUGUACGCUCCGCUCCUGGGAGUUCCACCCGCUGUGCGUCCUUGCGCCCCACUGGCCGAAUGCAAAGGUUCUGUGCUGAAUGAUGGCCCUGGUAAGGGCACCCAAGAAACUGCUGAGUAUUCCCCUUUCAAGUCAGGUUAUGCCAAAGGGUUGGACGGCGACAGCCUGGGUUGUUCUGGCAGCAGUGAAGCAGGGGGCUCCGGAACACUUGAGAUGCCCUCCACCCUGUCUGUCUACAAGUCUGGAGCACUAGAUGAAGCGGCAGCUUAUCAGAGUCGCGACUACUACAACUUUCAGCUCGCCCUGGCUGGGCCGCCUCCCCCUCUUCCCCCUCCCCAUCCUCAUGCCCGCAUCAAGCUGGAAAACCCGCUGGACUAUGGGAGCGCCUGGGCGGCAGCAGCGGCACAAUGCCGCUACGGGGACCUGGCUAGCCUGCAUGGCGGGGGUGCAGUGGGACCCAGCUCAGGCUCACCCUCAGCCACCGCCUCUUCUUCCUGGCAUACUCUAUUCACAGCAGAAGAAGGCCAGCUGUAUGGGCCCUGGGGCGGGAGUGGAGGCGGCAGCACUGGCGAGUCUGUGACCCCCUAUGGCUACACUCGGCCACCACAGGGGUUGACGGGCCAAGAAGGUGACUUCCCUCCACCUGAUAUGUGGUAUCCUGGUGGUGUGAUGAGCAGAGUGCCCUAUCCAAGUCCCAGUUGUGUCAAAAACGAGAUGGGCCCCUGGAUGGAGAGCUACUCCGGACCCUAUGGGGACAUGCGUUUGGAGACUUCCAGGGACCAUGUCUUACCCAUUGACUAUUACUUUCCGCCCCAGAAGACCUGCCUGAUCUGCGGUGAUGAAGCUUCUGGCUGUCACUAUGGAGCUCUCACUUGUGGAAGCUGCAAAGUGUUCUUUAAAAGAGCCGCUGAAGGGAAACAGAAGUACCUGUGUGCCAGCAGAAAUGAUUGCACCAUCGAUAAAUUCCGAAGGAAAAAUUGUCCAUCUUGUCGCCUACGGAAAUGCUAUGAGGCAGGAAUGACUCUAGGAGCCCGGAAGCUGAAGAAACUUGGUAAUCUGAAACUACAGGAGGAAGGGGAGGCUUCCAAUGCCACCAGCCCCACUGAGGAGCCAACCCAGAAGCUGACAGUGUCACACAUUGAAGGCUAUGAGUGUCAGCCCAUCUUUCUGAAUGUCCUGGAAGCCAUUGAGCCAGGCGUGGUAUGUGCUGGACACGACAACAACCAGCCCGACUCCUUUGCAGCCUUGCUCUCUAGCCUUAAUGAAUUGGGCGAAAGACAACUUGUACAUGUGGUCAAGUGGGCCAAGGCCUUGCCUGGCUUCCGCAACUUGCACGUGGAUGACCAGAUGGCAGUCAUUCAGUACUCCUGGAUGGGGCUUAUGGUGUUUGCCAUGGGCUGGCGGUCCUUCACCAAUGUCAACUCCAGGAUGCUCUACUUUGCCCCUGACCUGGUUUUCAAUGAGUACCGCAUGCACAAGUCCCGGAUGUACAGCCAGUGUGUACGAAUGAAGCACCUCUCUCAAGAAUUUGGAUGGCUCCAAAUCACCCCCCAGGAAUUUUUGUGCAUGAAGGCACUGCUGCUAUUCAGCAUUAUUCCAGUGGAUGGGCUGAAAAAUCAAAAAUUCUUUGAUGAACUUCGAAUGAAUUACAUCAAGGAACUUGAUCGUAUCAUUGCUUGCAAGAGAAAAAAUCCCACAUCCUGCUCAAGACGCUUCUACCAGCUCACCAAGCUCCUGGACUCUGUGCAACCUAUUGCACGAGAGCUGCAUCAGUUCACUUUUGACCUGCUAAUCAAGUCCCACAUGGUAAGCGUGGACUUUCCAGAAAUGAUGGCAGAAAUCAUCUCUGUGCAAGUGCCCAAGAUUCUUUCUGGGAAAGUCAAGCCCAUCUAUUUCCACACACAGUGAAGCUUUGGAGACCCCCAUUUUCUCACCCUACCCUACUCCCCUUUUUACAUAUCUUUUGCCUGUUACAAUUCUGCACUACUUCUUUGCAGUGCCUUGGGGAAUUUCCUCUUUUGAUGUACAAUCUGUCAUGAAGAUGUUCCUGAGUUCUAUUUGCUAAACUUUUUUUUCCCCUCUUUUCCUCCUUUCUUUUUUUCCCUUCCUAUCUGACCCUCCCAUGGCUCUUUCAGACUCUGCUCCCUGCCAUGGCUCUUAUCUGUGUUUUGAAUGGUGUUGUAUUUCUUUAAAUCUGUGAUGAUCCUCAUGUGGCCCAGUGUAAAGUUGUGCUUGUUUAUAGCACUGCACUGUGUGCCAGCCAUGCAAACGUUUACUCACUUAAUGCCACGGGAAGUUUAGAGAGCUAAGAGUAUCUGGGAAAACAAAAACAAAAACAAACAAUGCCCCUAAAACCAAAAAUCCUUGUAGGGUUUUUUUCCCUCUUAAAAAAUAUAAAAACAAGCACAAUUCCUCAAAGAGACCAACAGUGACUACAGUAAGGUGAAAAUUGCAAGCGCAUGGGGAGUCACUGAUUUUGUUUUUUUCCAAACUCAGCCUCCCUGGGAAACUUUCUUUUCUGCCAAUGGCUAUUGCCAUUAGAGGACAGAAUGACCACAAAGAUUAGUUAGAAGUGGGAUGAGGGGAGGAGACAGAUUUAAGAGAUGAUGGAAGGAAGAAGACAGAUGGAUCACCAGUACCUGCCCACAACCUUGGCCCCUGAUGGCUAGACUGAAUUAACUGCAGUGCAAUUCAUGGUACUGAAAAUGUGCUUCUUGUUUGAAAACGUGUCUGCAUGUGAAUACCUUCCCUACAACCAAUACUUUUUCUCUCUCACUGUCUGCCUCCACCCUCGAAUUGACUUUCAGUAAGCCUUUCUAAGAGCUUUGAACUGAAUGUUCUCUUUAGCCAAAACUUUGUUACUUCCACUAAAGACUCAAACCAGUAAGAAAGAAGGGAGAGAUCUGACCCUUUGGAAGACCCUAUACAGAUUGAGGUCUGCUUUCCCAUUUAUGCAUCAGGGAAGAGGUUGGGGCUGGAGUCAGAGGAAAAGGAAUUGAUGGCUUGGUGGUUUUCCUGCUUAGGGCACUCUUUGCCCUUACCUUUAAAAGAUCUGAAUGUUUUCUGCCUGAUGCCAUGCAGCUGAAAGCUCCUCCCUCUUACCCUCCCUUCAGUGUUUUGUGUGCCUAGACUUCACUAGACUGUGUUAUAGCCAUGGUGGUGAUGUUUGUCCAUUAUUUGGGCAUGUUCACAGACUCUCUGCUAAGAGCUCCUACCACCAAGAAGGCCAGCAAGCCAAGGGUCUUGACAUCUGUCUCUAGACACAUGUAGACUCAAAAACUUCUUACCAAAUGUCUUUCAUCAACUAUCCAAUCUCUGAAGCCCUUAGACAAACUGGAAAGAAGGCAUCAAUGGGAUUGGACAAGCUGGGCAUCUUGCCCUUGUCCCUUAAAGAUGAUACCUUCCCACCAAGUGGAAAAAUACCUACUUCUUCCUCCAGAGCAGCUAAAGGGGCUAUGAAGGUCAGGGUUAAAGAGAAAACUCAAUUACCAGAAUGAGAAGAAUGAAGGCACUAGAACCACAAACCCUGUAAAUGCUCUCCUUGCCACCCAGCAUAUCCACCUACAGAAGUCAUGGGAAGAAGAGAGAAGAAACUAAGAGGAGACUGACUACUAAAUUAAAGUCUUCAGAGGCAAAAUCUAAAUCCAGAUGAGCACCAUCUGGUCAGUUUACUCAUCAUCAUCCUCUGCUGCUGAUUCUGGGCUCUAAUAUCGGCCCUACUCACUCAGACUCCCCACCUUUGUUGCUGCCUCUCAGUCAGAGGAAGACUGAAACAUUUAUACUAUAGAACCAUCACCUCUUUUGGAAAGUUCUGGUUGGUGUGGCUCCAAUGGGCUGCCAUCCAUGAACUCAGGGUGUGCUCCCGGGACACUGGUUUCAUAUAGUCCUUUGGCACACCUCUAUUUUGUGGACUUUGUCCCCCAAUCCUGAGUUCAGGAGGAAUGUCCACCUACUUUCUCAUCUGGGCAACUGCCUCCUCGCUUAGCUCUUAAAGUCAUCUGUUAAACUCAAGAAAUGAGGGGCAUGUUACCAAGCUACCCACUUCAGUUGGUUCACUCUACUUGUUGAGAAGAUAGUAUCUGAGUGACAUGUUAUUAUCUACAUGGGUUUCCUCCUCUGAUUUCUGUGUUGAUAUUAAUAGCCAAAUGAACUUGCAAAACAGCUUUUUUAAAUAACAAGGGAAAGGGGAACCUAAGAUGGGUGAUAUACCAGUCUAAGACUGCUGGACAAAAUUAAAGCUGACAGGUUCUCUUUCUGAGGUGGGAUAGACAAAUUAUGGUUUUCUUUGUUAUGACAUCAUUUGGCUUGUAUAGGCUCACAAGAUUACUUCUAGCUGUUUUAAAGAAAAAAAAUCCACUCUUUUCAGUUAAACUAGGUUAUAGAUUAAUAGUUCCUUUACAUCUGUUUUGAAAUGAUUUUCACCUUUUGUGGUACAUGGAUUUGAUUAUAUCAUUAUAAUACCUUUACUUGUAAAUACUAGAUGCUCUCCUUUUUAUUCUCUGACUACAAAAUUUUUCAUCUUUAUGGAUUUCCCAAUUGUGACUCUUGUCUUUAUGAAUAUAUAUGUUUUGCAUUUGUGAAAGCCAAAAAUCAGUGAAACAGCAGUGUAAUUAAAAGCAGCAACAACUGAAUUACUCUGAAUUUCUGAAUGGCAAGACUAGGGAAAAUGGCCUAAACAAGGCCUUAGGCCUAGUGUUUUUGCACUGAGGUUUCAGUGAGUGAAGGAGAUUUUAGCUUAGCUUUGUUCUCCCACAGAUAAAAGGAGGAUUUUUUUUUCUUUUGGCCAUUGAUGUUCCAGCCAGUGUAAUUGACAAAAGUCUCAUUUUGCAUGUACUCUGCUAUACAGACUUGAUGUGGUUGGCACAUUCUGCUCACCCAUGAAGGAUGGGCCAUCCAGAUCCACUCACCUGGUAAGCUGAAAGAUGAGAAUAACUCACCAGACAAGUCAUGGUAGCUGUCUCCAAAGAGGUUUGCAGUGCACAAUGAGGAUGGAGUGAGGAAGAGAAAAAGAACAUCAGGGAGAAGGCCCCAUCUGUGCUAGGUAGCAGACAGCUGCCAGGGUCACAAACUCUGUGGUCAAAGAGUCAUGUGGCAGUUUCAGCUUUUGUUCAUUGUGUAGUGAUCCCAAGCCUGGCCUCUGAGUUGAAAUGUGGGUUGAGUUCUUUGUUUCACAACUUUUCUGUGCCACAGACCGUAUCAUUGUUCUUGGAGACUUCAUUAUUUUUUUAAUGAGAAUGGAAGUUUUUGAAGGAUUCUGUAACAUAUCUUUGAAAAAGAAAUUCCAUAUCACAUAUAUUUUUAUAUAUGUUCACUGUAACUAAAAAAGAAGAAAAAAAGCUUCACUCUGUCCUUUGGGUAGUUGCUGAGGUGAUUCCAGGUUGAGAAAUAACGUGCUGAUGCUAGAGUCCCUCUCUGUCCAUACUCUACUUCUAAAUACAUAUAUUCAUAUAUAUCAAGAAGUAUUCUAUUUGCACUUUAAGAGAAAUAGUUUCAUCAUCCACAUGAUACACUACACAAAUGACCUAACUUUGAGCUUCAAGUACUUUCUGUUUAUUUCAUUAGCCACAGCACAGAUAUGGCCUUGCCCUCUUUUCUCCCUUGAUAUUUGGCAGGGUUCAAAAGCCCAAGCCACUCCCUUUUACCCCUUUCCAGCCCUGUGCCAGGGUUGUACUUCAUGAGACUCUCUCAAGACAUCCCUGUAACUAUCCCUGCAUGGCCCUGGGAAAACAAGAAACUGACUACUAAUCAUCUUGUGCCAUUUUCCCAGGUGAGUGGGCACUGGGCCAAAGGAGUGACCUUUGUGCUCAACCCCUGUAAAGGGUCAUGGGAACCAGGAAUGCUAAAGCACAGGCUCAAAUCCCAAACUUAAAGUCAAUAAGCCAUUUAGCAUGUGCAUUUUCUUAUAAAAGGAAGUUUCUACCCCUGCUGCCUUUUAUAGGCAGGUCUGUUUCUUACCAAUAAUCUCUUUGAAAAUCUUUGAAAGUAGUUUUUUAAAAAAUACAAAGAAAUGAAAGCAUCACAUUAUGUAACCAAAGAUUACACUGUAUCUGCUAAGAGACCAAAAUUUUAAGAGCAGGGAGGGAGCAAGCAUUAGUGCCUCUGUGGAAAACUAUCCAAAGACAGACUAAAGGACUUUUUUGUUGACUGACCUAUAUAAGAGUUUUGUGGGUUUCCCCCAACAAUAUACAUGUUUAUAAAAGUGAAAAUAAUUUCAAAAAAUAAAAAGGAUUAUAAGUCCUUCACUAAGUGAUUUUAUAAGCAGAACUAGCUUUCUUUUUCUCUAGUAGUUGUUGAGCAAAUUCUUAAAGCUCCAUUAUUGCAUGGAUGGAAAUGGAGCUGUCUUGGCCACUGUGUUUGCUAGUGCCCAUGUUAUCUGAAGAUGUGAAGCCCUUGCUGAGAAGGGGAGCAUUUAAAGGACUAAAUUUUGCACUAAAGGGACAGCAGGCAGAAUUCCUCAUUUCUGCUCACUUUGGACAGCACAAAAAGUUCUCCUGGGUUUACAGCAGAAGGUUGAAAUGUAUUGUAAAUGAGUAUUUGUAUCCAUGUUUCAGACUGAAUUGUAUAUGUAUAGAUAUAAUGUGUUCUGAUACCUUUAUCUUUCUCUGCACCUUUAUAUUUGGUUCCAGGUCAUAAUUGAUACCAUGUACUUAUGAGAGAGGCCACAGUUACAUUUUGGAAGCUCUCCUCAGAAUGGAAAAGAUACCUGGGUUAAUCACAUAACUAAGAGAUCUCUGCCUCUACUGGGGCCUUACCCAUAGGCCUAACAAAGAAGCAGAGGGGGAAAAGGAUAGGGUACAUGAUGUAUUGCACUUUACUAGCCCAAGACAGAUGAAUGUGUAAAGGGUGGUGAAGACUCAUUGGAAUCAACUGGGAUUUACCACAAGGGAGGCCCAGACUUGGGGCCAAAGGCCCACCCAAAUGAUUAACCAGUGGCCUCCUAAUAGGACUUGAGCUUUGGAAGGAGGGGCAUUCUUUGUUCUUCACCAUCCUUGAGAGAAAAAGGCAGUUUCCUGCACUUGGGAACCUGGAGCAAGCGCUCCAUAUUUCACACAAUUCACUCACCUAUGAUUGAGGUGCUCUUGCUACUGGGUGUCUGUGUGCUCUAAUUUUGGUUUUGGGUAUGUUCUGUAAAGAUUUUGACAAUGAAAAUGUGUUUUUAUCUGUUAAAAAAUUGUCAGUGUACUAGAAGUUGUAUAUCUGUAAAUGCAGGUUCAUCUCUGCCCAUGGGUAGGGAUGUUUUUCUUCAGUUAAGAAAUUGACACUGGGGUCUGCUGCCCAGAGCCUCCCAACCUUCAACCAUUUCUAGGAGAAGGCAGAAAAAUCCACUUUAGUCACUCUUUCUCUUCAGAUUAUUAGGCUGAGGUAACAAACCAUUUUGACUGUUUCUUCCCCGAGAAAUGAGUGUUAAGUAUUUAGAUUUAGCAUGUAGACUUUUAAAAGGAAAAACAGCCUUUGAUGCAGUUUUGAUUCAUCCCCAUUUGAUUUGACCAGAAAGUAGGUAAUGUGCAUUGAUUGCUCAGCAACCCCAAUUCAAUAUAGCAGGGGUACUGAUCCUGUUCCUUAUCUCACUUGUCUCUUAGCCUUUUAUAGAAUUAAAUGAGAGGCUAUGGAUUGAGUAGCCCUUGUAGCCCAAAACAGUCCCCAUAUCCCCAUUAACAGCCACACUAAUUAAUGAGGCUGUCUAUCAUAUGGCUGCAGAUUCCACUGGCCACUGAAAAUUGAAACAUACACAUACCCCAAAGGAAUGAAAAUCCUAAAAUGUUGCUGCUUCUCUGGUGGUGCCCUCCCUGGCUGAUGCUUUACAUUUUGGGACUCUGUUUCCUGCACCACAGUCAGCCUAGGCCUGCAGUCUUUCCCAACCUUAGCCCUUGGUGCUAACUGUCCUGCAGUGAAGUGCCUGUGGGAUUGUCCUAUCCCAUAAGCUACUCAGGUGCUGAGAGUAGCCACCACUGGGAUAACCCAAGCUAAAAAAAAGAGUCCCCUAACCACUCAGUGACAUCUUUCUGCUUUUCCCUAGACUGGAACAUUGAUUAGGGAGUGCCUCAGACAUGACAUUCUUGUGCUGUCCUUGAGAUUAAUUUGGCAGCAGGAGGGAGCACACAAUGUAACCAAAUGUAAGAAUUAAUUUUCAAUGUUGAGGGGAAAAGUAAAGAAAAGAAGAAAGAACAUAUCAUAUAAAGAUUUUUUUAAAAAAGAAACAUUAAUUUUGCUUGAAAGUUCUUUUGAUGGGGCUUCAUUACUUAAAACGACACUUGGCCUCCACUGGGCAGCAGGAUCAGCCCCAAGCGCUAGUGCUCUGUUCUUUUUUUUUUUUUUGUAAUCUUGGAAUCUUUUGUUGCUCUAAAUAUAAUUAAAAAUGGCAGAAACUUGUUUGUUGGAAUCCAUGUGUGACUCUGAGUUUGUCUCUGUCUCUGCUUUCAGAAAUGUCAUCCAUUGUGUAAAAUACUGGCUUGCUGGUCUUCCAGCUAAAACUUGGCCACAGCCCCUGUUGUGGCUGCAGGCUCAAGUUAUUGUUAACAAAAAGACUCGAGAAAAGCUGCUAAUGUUCUCUUAUCACCAUUGUUAAUUUGUUAAAACAUAAAACCAUCUAAAAUUUUAGGAGAAUGUCAUUAGAGUUUUUUAAUUAGCUCUUUUUUAUUGGCUUUCUUUAUUGAAGUCAAGAGUUGGUAUCAUGCCCAGUGACCUUUUAUGCUAUGUUGAUUUUCACAUAUUUAAAAAAAAUCUUUGCACAGGGGCUAUAAAUUUACCUUGUGUUGGCCCUAGCAUAGGUUGAGCUGGGACCACCAAAAUAUCAAAGAGCCUGGGCUAGAAAAUACAGAUGGACCUUGAUGACCCAUUACAACCUCCCAUCAAAAACCCUGAGCUUGUCAACCAGGAGAAAGUCACACAAAACCCAGCUGUUCACCCUCAUCCUCAUCCUUAUGGGAGCAUAAAAUUAUUAGGAGCUUCACUGCCCAGUUCUUGCCAAGCUUCACAUAAGGAAUGGGCAUGUUCACAUUCUCACUGUUUUUCAAAAGCCUUAUCACCCUUGACCACCCAGGUAAAAUCUGAACCCACCUUCUUUGGGAUUUUUAAAGGUUUAGACAAGGUAGCCUCCUGUUUCCUCCUAGUUUGGAUAUUUAAAUGAGAUCCAAAGUUGAAUAUAUAAACCUAAGAUACAGACCAUCAAUGAGGUGUGACAAAUGCAGGUGAGGUGACAGAUGAAGUAUGCAGAAGCUUUCUUUGCCUCAGUGUCCUCACCUGUAAUAGGGGUUGCACAAUGUCUCUCUACUGGGCCAGGCUGAGGACUCAAUAACAAUGUAUGUGACCCAGCCAAUGAGGCUAUUGCUCUUGCUUUGUUCCCUGUUAAAAUGCAAGAAACUCUGAGAAGGAUCCCACAUUGAGCUGUAUUUGUCAUUGACCUCCUCAGAGUGGACAGAUUUCUCAAAUUUUUCUUGAACACAGUACUUUUUGGAGAAAAGAAAACAAGACAUUUUGGAGAUCUGUGUGUCUAAGUAAUAGAGAAUAUGUAUGUUUGUGGGUUAUGUGUGUCAGAACCUGCCUCCAGAAGACCCUUCUGGUCACCAUUGCUUAGUUCUCUUGUACCUACAGAGACUGGUCUAACAUCCACCCUACUUGAUUUUAUUUACUACUCAGCCCUUGCCUAAAGUGACUAGGUAGUUAGCAUCCAUCAUAAAUUUUCCAAGGAGUAGCAAAGCACAGAGGUCAGAGGGACAAGGGCAUCUAGUGGAUUAAAAGGAACCUGGAGGCCAGAUCCCAAUAUGUGACUUGCUCAUAGUCAUAUAGCCACGGUAUAGCUAGAAUUCUGACCUACUGAUUCACUAUAUGGUACUGGGUAACCCUCUGCCCUUUUCUGGAUCUAGUUUUCUCAUCUAUGACAUGAUUAUAUGUGAAGAUGUGCAGUAAGCCUAGAUGAAAUGGGAAGCACCUUCCAAUAUGGAAACUAUGGUUAUUGAAAAUUACUGUUACACCUUUCUUAAUCAUGACAUAAAGGGGAAAGGAAUGGGCUUUUUAUUAUCCCUAGAACACAUAGUUUUGGAACUAAAAUCCUAUUUGUACUCAACAAAAAUUUACUGAACACUUGGGAGAGCAGGGGAUCAAAGCAACAAUUGAGUCCUGUGUUGUGGAUGCUAUUGACCCCUUGAUUGGUGGGGAAAGGGCUCAAAAGUGAAAUAAUUUGUUUACCAUUUAGAUGAUCUCAUAAAUAGCAGAGAUAAUUAGGAGUUAAGUAAGCCAUGGUGCAUGUUUUCAGCGAAUUUACAGCCUAUUAAAUGCCUUCGGCCAGGACAGUCUGGGACUUUAACUUAUCAUAUCCACCCCCAACCUUAUCACAACCAUCUUUCAGACAAGAUUAGGCUAAUGUUUGAUAAUUUUUGAGCUACAAGGGAUCUUAGAAUCUAACCCAAACAUUCUUCACAUGAGGAAGCCAGGCAAAAAACUUUAUAGAUGUUAUUGUGAAUUAGGACUUAUGGGCAAAGGACUGGCCCUAGAUCACCCAGUUUAUGGUCCCUUCAUAUGCCUGCAGGCAGCAUACCAGUGUGGCACCUGAAAACUUUCACCAUCCCUUUGCACACUGGUUCAGAGCCGUGGUGAGAGCUUCCACUUCUCAUUUGUGUUUCUCAUGUAUACAGUUCAAGGAUCUCUAUUCCAACCACAGCACAUACUUCACCUGCCAUCCACUCCAAGAGGUUUUCUUCAUGCCACUGCAGGAGGUGAUAUGAGAGAAAAAGAGAAUUAUUGGAGCAGUAACUGCAGAAGCAAUGAGAAACAUUUAAACACACUGAAAUAUGAGAACAUAGGUUUCUGAGUUAACAGACAGACGCAGAUGAUUCAAAUUCUCAGAUUCUCCUGUCACCAUUUUUUUUUUCAGGCCACAACUUCCCUGCUUCUCUCAACUACUUUCCAGGGUACUUCAAACAAGGAGAAGGCCAUUUGGAGAACUUGGACUGGCUGCCAACCAGGAAGACUACCAAAAAAGCAGACUUAAGCCAGACUCUAUGCAAAUAGCACCACCCCCAGGCCCAUUGGGCAUUUCAAAUCUCAGAUCAGAAAAUAGGCCAACAGAGCAGCAGAUACUGUGAAAAGCACAUCACCUGCCACCUGGGACACUUGUCCCCAAAGGAAAUAAGCCCUUUUGAUGCUUAUAUAUAGUUCUAAGAGGGAUAAUGUCAGGAUGAAAUUUGGGAAAGAAUCCCACCAUCUCAAAAGACUCUUCACAGGGGCACAGUAUCCAAUUAUUCCCUCAUUCAUUUGUUCUUUUAUUUAUUCACAAACUGUGUAACCAUUAUGUACCCCAAAGACAGACAUGGUCUCUGUCCACAUGGAGCUUUCAGUAUAGUAAGAGAGACAAACUAAGACACAGACAAUUGUAAUAUAAUGCAACAGGUACUAUGGUGAGGAAAGUUCAAGGUUCUGUUGGAGUACAGAAGAAUAAUGCCUCACAUAGACUAGUGGGAAACCUUCUUAGAACAGUCUAGGCUAUGACCUAAGUUUAAAGAAGAUGGGAGUGAGGGCAGAGGAAAAGGAAUUCUUCCUCCAGGAAGAUACAACAAAUAGUUUAGCCUGAGGGAAAAGUUGGAAGAAGGGUGUGGCUGUGGGAGAAGAGGGUAUAGAGGAGGCACAAGCAAAGCCAAUGAGGGUCUUUGUGUCACAAAAGUUUUUGCCUUUAUCCCAAGGUUAAAAGGGAGCCAUAGAAAUUCUUGCCAGCAUUUCAAUUCCCAGAACAUAUGAUCUCAUCUGAACCUCACAACGUUCUGUAGAGGCAGGCAUGUCAGAGAUCAAACUCAUUUUGCAGAUAAGGAAACAGAGCCUCUACAUGGUAAAUAGUUGGCAAGGCUGCUCCUAAAUAAUUAAGGGCCCUAAGUAUGAACUGAAAGAACUGAAUCUUCUGAUUUCCAGUCUCAGGCUUUUCACAUUAGACCAAUCUUCAGGAACUGAUACAAUCCUUAAUGUGUUUAAUGGUCUCUGUGGUGACAGUAUGUGAUACUAUCUCACCUGUACCUACCAUUGUCGUCCUCAGGUGACACUCAUUGGUACAGUAUUCCUAGAUAGCAGACAGGGCAUCCCUGAGAGGAUUGGUAGCAGCAUUAUAAAGGGUAAUGCAGGCUGUGGGAAGCCAGCCAAAUUGGUGCUCUAUGGGCAUGGGUGUCAUUAAUUCAUCCAAAAAGGAUUUCAGAAAAAAAUUCUGAAGAAGAUACAACAUUCCACCUUCCUAGAGGAGAUAGCAUGUCCACACUCAUGACUUGAACAAUGAAAGGAAAUUUUACAGGAAGGAAAGGUAGCUGAGCAGACAAGCAGAGGGAACCGCAUAGGUAAAUAUCAAAGAGGCAGGGAAGAGUAUGGCUUCUGCUUUGAGACAAAGCAAAUAAGAAAUUGCAGGGAGGGGAGCCUGUGUGGGUUAGUCUGUUGAGUCCUGACUCAAUUUUGGCUCAGGUCAUGAUCUCACCGUUCACGAGAUUGAGCCCAGUGUCUCCCUCUUCACUGACAGCCUGGAGCAUCCCUGGAGGGAGAGCCUCUCUCCCCCUUUUUCUGCCCCUCCCCCACACUGGCACACACUCUCUCUCUAAAAAUAAAUAAAUAAACAUUAAAAAAAGAACUAGUGGGGAAUAAGUGCUGGAGAUGAGUCUGGGCUAGAUGCCAUUGUGUAAAGCCUAUGUGUCCUGUCAAGAAGUGGAACUUCUUCUGUAGGUCAGUCAUUCUCAGUUGCCAUGGGUGAAAGAUAAUGGCCACAUGUGGCAUACUCUCAAGGAAGCCUCCAGUGUUCUAUGUCACUCCUCACACACAGCUAUUGCUUAGCCCCUCCCUCCCAGUUUAGAAGGCAAAUACAGUUAAGACUGACAGUAUUAAAAGGAAAAAUGUGAACAUCCUAUAGUAUAUUUUUAGGAAAAUUAUCCACCAACUUCAAUGUUUAAGGUCUUAUCAAUUUUUUUUUCUGCCACAUCUCACAACUGAUUACAGAACAUCACUUGAGAUAAGGAUUUUUUAACAAAAAUGUAACAUAAUUAGUUUUGGGAGAUGAAAGCCAUGCUAAAACAUAUUGUAUAAGAAUAUAAUAAAUGGUAAAAGAGAUAUUGAUUCAAGGGAAUAACACUAAUAAUAGAAUGUACUUACCAUGUGCCAAGAAAUGCUAAGGCUAAACCUCUUAUGCUGUGUCUUAGAUAAUCCUUACAUCAAACCUAUGAGUUAAGCAUAGUUACUCUCAUUAUAAAAAGAACCUGAGGCUCUGACCCAUUAUUUCUGGGUCAGACCCAAGGUUAUUUCUAAGUAGUAAAACUUGAACUCAAGCUAGAGUGUUUGUUGCCAAAGCCUAAAAUUUUGACCACUGUACUAUAUUUUCUUUUUUGAAAGGUUGAUUUAUUUUUUACAUCUUUACAAAGAGUCAGGGAACUCAAAACCAUGCAGCAUUAUACAUAGGAAUAAAGAAGGUACUAUAUCACAAUGCAAUUGUCUUUACAACCACCCACUCCGAGAGAGUGACAGUGAUGUCUGCUGUACACAAACCCAUGAUUUCCACAAAGCAACUACCUCUUCCCGAAACUUUAGAUGAGUCCUUUUGGAGAAAAAAAAAGGUCUUCUCCAGCCCCACUAUCUCCCAAGUGUCUUGCCAAGUCUCUUGCUUUCCUUUCCUAUCUCUACUUAGACGUACCUGGGCUACAGCAGUUUACUGAGUGUUCAGAGAAUUUAUGAACAUAUUUGUCCAGUAAAGGAAAAGAUCAUGGGAUAAGGAAGCAGAAUACCAACCUUUGCCACUAAUCAGCAGGUAAACUCUAGCAGCCUCAGUAUCCCUAUCUAUAGAGGAAGGGAAAUAAGGACUGGUCUAGUUUUCUUCUGUUCUAACAUGCUUUCGUAGAUUCUGUGAAACUUUUGGCUGAAACCAGAAUUUUGUCAAUCUCAGAAAUUCCACCUUUAUCUCUCUCCAAUGCCUAUAAUCUUACUUGUACAUUUUAAGAUCUGUAUCAUACAAAAAUCCAAUGAUAGAGUUUGCUAUACCUGCAUAUUUCUACUCACCAGCCUCCUUGACAACACACCCAGUAUUGCCUUGUCAUUCCACAACAGCCUCCACUCCUACAGCAUGCCGUCUUGCCUAUCAUUCACACACACCUGUCAGUCUUGGUGGGAGUAUACUUUUAAUGCUUCUUGAGUUAUUCUGUACCUAGACAAUUUUGAUAUAGGCCAAAGACAUAUCUUCUAUCCAGAAUGAAUGUGGGCAACUGUGGCUGCUUGGGGAGUCUCUGAAGUCAGGGCAUAUGGAUUCCAUUAAUGGUCUAAAUCAGGGACCACUAUAUAGGCAGUACCCUUACAUAAGCACUAAUAGACAAGAGACCAGACAUAAAGUCUCCCUUUGAGAAUAGGGCACAUUCUACUAGCUUUUGUUCAUGUGGUGUCCUUCAUAUAAAAUACUCUCCUCCAUUUAAGCCUAAGCAAAUCUUUUUUAACAAUUAAGGUUCAACUUAGAAGACAACUCCAGAAUUUUCUCUCUGAUUUCAACUAGAAAUGAACUCUCUCUAUUUAACUUUGAAUCCCCUCUCCUAAGCCCAAACCACUAGUUUGGCUUGCAGUUAGUUAUAAUAACAACCCACUGCCAUUUAAGUUGUGCUUUAUACCUUACAGCACUUUGAUAUCCACUAUCUCAUUGGGAACCCACAGGAAACCUAUAAGUAAAGCAGGGCAGGAAUUAUUAAUAUCCCAGUUCAGGUCAUGGUUCCAGGGGGCUUGAGCUCCGCAUAGGGCUCCACACUGAGCAUGGAGCCUGAUUGGGAUUCUCUUUCUCCCUCUCCCUCUGCCUCUCUUCCUGUCUCUCUCUCUCUAUGUAUAUAUAUAUGCACACACAUAUGUAUAUAUAUAGUAUAUAUACUAGUAUAUAUGUAUAUAUAUGUAUAUAUGUAUACUAUAUAGUAUAUAUAGUAUAAACACAGUAUAUAUAUACACUAAUUAAUUAAAUGAAUAAAAGUUAGCUGGAGAUUUCUAUUUCUAGCAUUAUGUCUACUAGCUACCCUGUAUGACUCACCUAAUGAAAACAAGAUAUAAGGUGAAAUACAGUGUUGAAUCACUACAUUGUACACCUGAAACUAAUAUUAAACUAUAUGUUAAAACUCUAUAUAGUGCUAUAUAUAUAUAUAUAUAUACACACACACUAUAUAUAUAUUUGAAUUAUCAAAUUUGAAUUAAAAACUUUAAGAAAUAAUAAUAUUUUAAAAUUUGUUGCUGAACUAGUAUGAUAGGAAAUAAUCCACAACCAGAAAGUAAAUGAAAGCAGAAACUCUGGAGGUAAAUGAUUGUCAAAGCCAAAUGCCCUGAGAGACUGAAUUUCUACAUUGAUGACUGUAAGAGGUGAGAGAAAAAAGAAGAUAAAUACUAGGGCUUACACAAGAUGAGAAAUCUUAUGGGAAACUUCCACAUAAGGCUGGUAAAGUUCUAUACCCUUUAAUGUAAGAGUAAGGAAGAAUUAAUUUGUCUCACAGGAGAUAGCAAGGACACCUGCCUCAAACUUGGCACUGGAUGGAGAAGAAAAACAAAUCUCUCAUGAAAUUUAUAAUCAUAGAUGGUCUUCAUAGAAUUUUGUAGUCCUAAUUCAACAUACUUAUGAGGUCUGAAAAAAUAAAAUAUGAGAUCUCAGAUCAGCAGUCCCCACAUGUGAUGACAAAGGCAAAUGCUUCAGGUACGAAUGCAUGCAGGCCUCAAAAAUUCCUAUAUAGAGAGGUCCAAAGAAAAUGAGCAUCUCACAGUCAAAAGUUGCAAAAUACACACA